Dioscorea cayenensis subsp. rotundata (Guinea yam) is the source of this 2577-nucleotide messenger RNA. Its product is annotated as golgin candidate 3. Gene Ontology annotation, molecular function: small GTPase binding. Gene Ontology annotation, cellular component: Golgi apparatus. The transcript has 15 exons. The record is from RefSeq and is a predicted model, not a curated record. Gene Ontology annotation, biological process: Golgi organization; endoplasmic reticulum to Golgi vesicle-mediated transport. NCBI's taxonomy places the organism in Eukaryota, Viridiplantae, Streptophyta, Magnoliopsida, Dioscoreales, Dioscoreaceae. Bases 61 to 2448 code for a protein of 795 amino acids.
UUUUCAGAUCUAUACCUCUUCUUCUUCGUCUCCGAUUCGGUUCCUCGAGAUCCAGGGACCAUGCGGAGCUCCAUCGCCGCCUACAAGGAGAGCCUCUCACGGAUCGCCAACGAGGUCCUCGACGCCGCCGACGAGCUCCAGCCCCCACUGUACCGAACCUCUUCCGCCGACGGCGCCGUCAACGCUGAUCGCCGUGCUUCUCGGAGGUUGUCCCACUCGAGAUCUCCGACCACGUCUCCGAUCCCCAAUGGUACCGGCUACGCCUCCCUUGAUGAGAUAGCCCAAUACAAGGCAGACAUCCAGAAGCUUCAGGCAUCUGAGGCAGAGAUAAAAGCGCUAUCAUUUAAUUAUGCAUCUAUGUUGAAGGAAAAAGAGGAACAACUUAAUAGGUUACGGGAAGAAAACAAUUCACUUAGAAAAACGGCGGAGGAAAAGAAUGUUGGUGGGUCUAUAAUAAGAGAUGGUGGUCCACGAUCAAUAUCAAAUAACUUUAGCAUGGUCAAGGGGAGGACAGACAUGUCACCCGGUGGUCUCCACAGAAAUCCAAACCAAGUGAAUUUGCGGUCCACUGGAACCCCCAAAGGAAGUUUCUCUAAGCAAGAUAGUUUUAUUAAUGGUAGCAUGCAACCAACUCAAUUCAAUGCAUUUCAAAAGAUUGACCAAAGAAUUGUGAAUGCACAGGGAAUUGAGGAGGAGCUUUCAUUGCAUGAAGGAAAUAAUAGAUCUUUGAUGACUUCAAGAGAUGACAUCAAGUAUGAGAUUGAAGAAUUAAAAGCACAACUAGUCAAAGAGCGUGAGGAUUUUAAAAAUGUGAAGGUUAAAUUACAAGAGGAACAUCAGUUGAAUGAAUCCUUCCGGAAGGAACUAUAUGGUUUGAAGAUGGAUAAGGAGAAAGCCUCUGCUGAAGUGAGUGGAUUGCAGAAGGAACUAAAUGAGAAUAUCUCAAAACUUACAUACCUGCAGAUGGAAUUGGAUAGAAGAAGUACAGAUAAAGUAACACAUGAAACUAUAGAAAGUUUGAAAACCAUGAUUGCAAAGUUGGAGAAGGAGAAUGCUGCACUGAAGGUAGAGAAGGAUGAAAUGAAUGAAAACUUGGAACAGCUGAAGAGGAGCAUGCAAGAGAAAGCUGAUGCUUGUAAUUCAGAUCCUCUAAAUUCACAAAAAUUGAAUGAGGUAACUUUAAAUGCAAAAGAGGAGAUGGAAUUAAUGAUACAACAGCUGGAGAAAUCAUUGAACAAAGCAUGCAGAGAGAGGGACAAAGCUUCACAAGAAUUAGCCCGUCUGAAGCAGCACAUGUUGGAACAGGAAAUUGAAGAAUCAAAUAAGAUGGAUGAGGAUAACAAAAUCAUUGAGGAGCUUAGGUCUAACUCUGAGUAUCAAAGAACUCAGAUAUUGCAACUGGAGAAGGCUCUGAAGCAGGAAAUGGCAAAAAGGGGGGAGAUCAAUAGAUCGAAGAGUGAAGAACUUCACAAGCUAAAUGAACUGAUUCAUGCUCUGAAAGAAAAGGUUGCAACAUGCAUGAGCACAAUUGAUGCUAAAAAUGUUGAGCUGCUGAAUCUGCAAACUGCCCUGGGCCAAUAUUAUGCUGAAACUGAAGCCAAGGAAAGGCUAGGUAGAGAUCUAGCUUCAACGAGAGAAGAAUUGGAUAAACUUUCACAAACGCUGAAGGUUGCAAAUGAAAAGAUGGAAAUAUUGGGAAAAGAGAAGGCUGACAUCAAUUCUAGACUAUCACAAACUGAAAGGCUGUUAUCUGAGAGCAAAUAUUCCAUAACAAAGCUUGAGGAAGAAAAUUCAAGACUACGACGAGCUUUGGAGAAGAGUAUGACUACACUGAAUAGGAUGUCAUUGGACUCAGACAACUAUGUUGACAGGCGCAUAGUUAUCAAGUUGCUAGUGACUUAUUUCCAGAGAAAUCACAGUAAAGAGGUUUUGGAUCUUAUGGUUCGCAUGCUGGGCUUCUCUGAAGAAGAAAAGCAAAGAAUAGGUUUGGCUCAGCAAGUUGCUGGCAAGGGUGUUGUUCGAGGUGUUUUGGGACUUCCAGGUCGUCUUGUUGGAGGAAUCAUAGGCGGAAGCUCUCAUGCGACGCCUUCUGGAGCAUCUUCUGAUAACCAGUCUUUCGCAGACCUGUGGGUGGACUUUCUUCUCAAGGAAAAUGAAGAAAGGGAGAGAAGGGAAUCUGCCGAUGCCGCCAGAGCAGCAUCAACCGCACAGAGCCCGACAAAGUCGACACCGGUUCCCAACCAUAGAACUCACCCACCACCUUUUCAAACUUCCAGUUACCCAUCUGUGCAUUCUUCAGGUAGCCGGUUCACAACUCUUCCUGCAAACCCAAACAGGACGUCUGAGCAACCUGAAAGUGAAUUUGCAACAGUGCCUUUAAAUACAUCAGUUUCCCCACUGUCAGAUUACAGCUCUAAGUUUUCAAGGCAGCAGCUUCCAAGGUAUUGAAAUGAUGAUGUGGUUGAGGUUAAUUGAAAGAGAGAUUUGUGUGUGCAGAGAUAUUAUUUUUUGUUGUAUUACUGCCAUAUCCAUAUGUUCAUAAAUCAAAGUGCAUCGAUUAUUUCUUUUUCUUGCUCA